Sinocyclocheilus rhinocerous is the source of this 1200-nucleotide messenger RNA. Its product is annotated as proline-rich protein 5-like. The record is from RefSeq and is a predicted model, not a curated record. Gene Ontology annotation, cellular component: TORC2 complex. Bases 370 to 1176 code for a protein of 268 amino acids. Lineage: Eukaryota; Metazoa; Chordata; Actinopteri; Cypriniformes; Cyprinidae. Gene Ontology annotation, biological process: TORC2 signaling. The transcript has 9 exons.
CACCUGAACAGUAGUGUAUACAUAUUCGUAUCAUCUUUCACAGUGCACACUUCACAGUUUCACACAGAAAAACACAGAUUAUUCAUUAUCAAGAAUGACCAAUACCGUUCCCAUAGGUAAUGAAUCAGUAACCAGUUGACUAGGCAAAUUUACCCAAUGUGCACAAGGGACAUCAAAAUCAGCCUUGAGGGAAAACAAGGAUUUUGCAAAGUCUGUUUUCAGUAAGAUUACCCGAACUAAAAGAGGACACAUUCGCUCUGAACGAACCCACAGUGUUUUUUUUUUUUUCUUAACGCUGAAGCCCUGAUCUAGAUUAUGUAAGGAAGCUGAAAAGGACUCUGCUAAUAUCAUAGUUAUUUCUGCACUGUGAUGGACAGGCUUGACCUCCAUUCAUCUCCAUCCACCGCUGACACCAUCCUGCAGGGUCCCAGCACUGCUCUUACAAACAAUAUCUACGCUGCUGUUAUUAAGGUGUUCAAGGGAGAGGAACUACAGCCGAAUGAACUGUACUGCUUGAAUGAAAAUACCAGGUGGCUUCUAAGGACAGAUAUGGGGUUCUUUAUCAAAGAGUAUUUCCAGAAUCAGAUUUUGACCAAAGGUCUAUCAAUCAUUUUGGAUGAGAUUCAGAAGCAUGAAGGAGAGAGACAGCUGUUUGUUUUGGCCCAGGUAUGGGAUAGGUUUUUCACUGAGAUUCUGCCCACGUUGCAGGCUAUUUUAUAUCCUCUGCAGGGGCAGGAGUUGACAGUGAGACAGAUGACUCUUCUCGGUUUCAGGGAUAUGGUCCUAUUGAAGCUCUCUCUGGGUGACCUGCUGUGCAAGAAUCUGUCUCUCAUCCCAGCAUCCAUCACACAAAUGCUACUUGUGCUACAGGGAAUUCAGGAAUCCAGAGGCCCAUCAAAGCAAUAUUGCCAACUUGAGAGUCUGGUGGCGCUAGUGGUCAAACCCUACUUAUGGAACUGCAGACACGCAAGCUGCACUGAACAAAGCGCCACAAGAGCACAAGUGAGUCAUCCUGAGAUAAGGAUUACUCAUCACAUCUCUGAAGGCUCUCUGCUGUCCCCUGUAGUAGAACAGGAAGGGGAGAUGUACUUCGAGCAAGUGGGAAACCUACGACGCCACAGCGUGACAAAUGCUCAUUCUGACAUUAAGCUGCUGCCAAACUAUGGAUCUGACUAAAACACACCUCUGAAAUCUGCCAUG